Cynocephalus volans (Philippine flying lemur) is the source of this 522-nucleotide messenger RNA. RefSeq names its product ribosomal protein S20 (gene RPS20). Gene Ontology annotation, cellular component: ribosome; cytosolic small ribosomal subunit. The record is from RefSeq and is a predicted model, not a curated record. The coding region runs from base 133 to 492 and encodes 119 amino acids. The transcript is spliced from 4 exons. Gene Ontology annotation, biological process: translation. Gene Ontology annotation, molecular function: structural constituent of ribosome; RNA binding. NCBI's taxonomy places the organism in Eukaryota, Metazoa, Chordata, Mammalia, Dermoptera, Cynocephalidae.
CGACUUAGCUUUCUUUUGGGGUGAGACGCGUUCGCCGGUGGUCGGAGUAUUCCGUCCUCCCGGUCCUGCUCCUGACUCACCGCUGUUCGCUCUCGCCGAGGGACAAGUCGGUCAGGAAGCCGCGCCGCCGCCAUGGCUUUUAAAGAUACCGGAAAAACACCCGUGGAACCGGAGGUGGCGAUUCACCGAAUUCGAAUUACCCUAACGAGCCGCAACGUAAAGUCCCUGGAGAAGGUGUGUGCUGACUUGAUCAGAGGCGCAAAGGAAAAGAACCUCAAAGUGAAAGGACCAGUUAGGAUGCCUACCAAGACUUUGAGAAUCACUACAAGAAAAACGCCUUGUGGUGAAGGUUCUAAGACAUGGGAUCGUUUCCAGAUGAGAAUCCACAAACGACUCAUUGACUUGCACAGCCCUUCUGAGAUUGUUAAACAGAUUACUUCCAUCAGCAUUGAGCCAGGAGUUGAGGUUGAAGUCACCAUUGCAGAUGCUUAAGUCAACUUUUAAUAAAUUGAUUGUUGUUAA